CGUCACUAACCAAGAUGGACAAGUUGAUAAUUUUAUUUCAGUUUGUGUUUAUUUGUUCCGUUUUGGGAGAUGCGACAUAUUAUAGUUCCUACUAUGGCUUACCUUUGACCGCUUCUCAAGUUGCUGCUUACACAUCGAAUGGCACCGUUGCAAACUGUACAAUUUCGGUGGAGGCCUGCGAUGAAACUGAAGCUAGGCGUAUUGAUGGAACAUGUAACAACCUGAACUACCCGUCAUACGGUGGUACUCGCACUCCUUACUACAGAAUCCUCGAUGCAUCUUACCACAAGAAAUCAAGUUCAGAAUUUGAGCCAAGGCUUUCGGCCUCGGGAACUGAACUAAACCUCACAAGGAAAAUCAGAACUUCAAUCUGGGCUGAAGGACGAGUGGACGAUGAGGUACUUACCAGCGUUAUCAACCACAUGGCUGUUUUCUUUGCUACAGACAUCACUAACACUCGUGACACAACAAACUACGUGACUUGGAGACCAUACUGCUGCAAGAGUGCAGGUAAAAAUGACUACGCUUGCACGCCUAACCACGUCCCUAAAGAUGACUUCGUGCACCGAUUCUCUGGAAUCAGAUGCUUGAACAUGACCAGACCCCUGACCUUCCAGACUUCUGGAUGUGCUCCCAACACAACUACACCAUUGAGAAUCGUCGAUGCUACUCCCCUGGUAGACUUGUCCCCUGUUUACGGUAACACCAUUGAAAAGGCAAGACGCACAAACUCAGGCGGAAAGCUCGUCACUGUAACAGUCAAUGACAGAAUUAAUUUCCCAGACACAUCAAGCCUAAAUCUUCUUCUUGGAAUCAACUUUGUGGGUAUUAUUCUCUUCUGGAACAACCACAACUUUAUCGCCGACAAGCUUGCUGAGGUCAAUCCCUGCUGGACAGAUGACCAGCUCUUUGACACGGCUAGGGAAAUUAACAUCGCUUAUGGUGUUCAAAUGUUCUACUAUGAACUUAUGGCUACUUUGAUGGGAAAGGAAAACUUGAUCGCCGAUGGUAUUUUAUCGGAAGAUGAAGGCUUCAGGGAUCUAUAUGACGAUACCAAACUGCCACAAAUUGCUUUGGAGUAUCCAGUAGUUUUGAGAUGGAUGCAUUCUCUACAAGACGGUGACUUAAGAAUGUACUACGCUAACGGAACAUACAAAUCUACCUUCCCCAUCGUAGACCUCACCUCAAACACUGACUUCCUGAAGGUUAACGACACCAUGGACUACGUGACUCAAGGGUUCUUUAGACAGCCCACAGCCAAUUCUAAUGAUUACAUUGCUGAUCCUGAUAUUGUUCAAAGAGGUCUUGGUCGGCUCCAGAGGUCUAAUGACAUUAUGACAAAUGAUUUGGCGAAGAACCGUUACUUUGGUUUCAAAGGAUACACUGAGUACAGGAACCACUGCUUCGGUGAUUCCAUUACCAGCUUCGAUGACUUAAGUGAUAUCAUUGAUGUUGAGAGGAUAACGCAGCUGAAACAAUUGUACAAAGACGUCACUGACAUCGACCUACUUGCCGGGAUAUGGGUGGAGAAGAAGAAAGAGAACUCACAUGUACCUCCCACCUUCUACUGUCUCGUCAAGGAACAGUUGGAGAGAUCAAUAGUCUCAGACAGACAUUGGUAUGAAAGAGAAUCAAGGCCAAAUGCUUUCACUGCUGAUCAAUUAGCGCAAAUCCGUAAAGUAAGUUUGGCGCGUAUGCUGUGUGAUAUCGGACCCGGUGUCACUGAAAUCCAGCCCAAUGCAUACGAGUUACCUACGACUGGAAACGAGAUCGUCAGUUGUGAUGAAAUUCCCAACUUGGACUACUCAUACUGGGCAGAUAAUACAAAAUGCACUACAUCAUCAUAGAAGCGUUUGUAAAAUAUAAGAUUUAA
This is a messenger RNA of Spodoptera exigua (beet armyworm), 1873 nucleotides long. NCBI's taxonomy places the organism in Eukaryota, Metazoa, Arthropoda, Insecta, Lepidoptera, Noctuidae. The record is from the annotation of a GenBank genome assembly.